AUGCUUGGAUCAUUUCAUGCUUGUGAGAGUAGCAGGAAGACAUGCAAGCAGGAUUUCUUUCAGCAUUUAAAUUCUUUGAUGAUAGAGAAUUCAUCUUGAGCAUAGAGGCGUUAGAGAGCACUAACAGUGAGCCCCAUUUCUCUUUCUUUUCUAGGCUUUCCAGACUCAGAGAAGUGUUUUCCUGAUUGGGAAGAAAGAAUAGAAUUUCCCCUCUCCCAGAGACCUCCCCCUUGCCCACCCCCUCAUCCUUGGCAUCCUCCUCUGGACCCCUCUUUGAGAGGACACAAAAGGUAAAACCCUUCAGCAUAUAGAUGUUGAUUUCAGAAUAAUAUUAGUCCCUAAGAUCUCUGAACUGUCUGAGGCCUAUUUUGAGGUUCAGAAAAAUAAACAUAUCACAUGUGGCUCUUUGUUUUUCUUGUAGGCUCUGCAUACCUCCUCCCUUCCUCAUGUGGAGAAAGAUGGUGGAAGAGCAUUUUGCUUUGGAGUAUGUUGUUCUGCCCUAAUUUGGGGUAUGUGUGUCAAGAUUGCUUGACCUCCAAGCCCAGGAAGUGAGGACUCUUGCUUAGCCCAAGUCAGUAGAAAAAUCCAGCCAGAGCCUUUCAACUGGACUCUGUAAAAGUAGUAUGCUGACACCGCUCUUGUUGUCUUCCAGUCUAGGUCAGGAGACCCUGCCGAUUCAGAUAGGCAAGAGCUAAAAUUCCACUCUGCCCUCUGAGCCACAGACAAAUAACACUGUACAGUAGCCAUUAACCAAGAAGUCCCAAACACCAGAAUUGGGGACCCAAGCUUUCUAGAAUAAAACAGACACAAAAUGAAUGUGGCAAUUUAUUGACAGUGAAUAAUAAAAUAAAAACCCAUGAAAAGUACAAAUAAAAUACUGUUGGAAAACAGAAAUGGUAAAAAAAAAAAUACAAGAGAGAGACAUUGCACAUACCUUUGUAAAUCAAGAAAAUAUUUAAUGUAAAUACAUUUUUAAAAAACACAGCAAAACUUAGUCUAAUAUAAACCUACAAGGUACAUCAACCUACAGCACAGGAACACCUUUGCUCAAGCAUCAGGAAAAGGUGUGAAGCACAGAAAAAUGGCGUAAGUCAAAAUUAUAUAAAACUGGCCUAAUAACCGAACCCGGACUUCCUAGCCAAUCAGAAGCUCACCUAGAUAGAAACUUCCAGGAUUUGGGAGUACACAUUCUCACAGGUUCAUAGUUGCUAUUACCGUAUUUUUCGCUCUAUAAGACGCACCCGACCAUAACACGCACAUAGUUUUUAGAGGAGGAAAACAAGAAAAAAAAUAUUCUAAAUGAAACAGUGGAUGUAUGAUUUUUGUGGUUCAUGCUGUGGCCACAGGCAUGUGAUCUGACAGUGAGUUUAGAGUAGCCCAAUGCAAAAAUCCUGAGGAUCCAUGGGGAUCCGUGCUUUGUAACCACGUUUUAAGUGGGGAGGGAAGGAAAAGCGCUCUAGGGACAAGGAGCAUGCGUGGGGUGGGUGGAGAAGGAUGCUGCUAAUAAUGAAGAAGAGGGGUAUAAGGGGAGAAGGCUCCUCUCCUCUCCCGCUUUGCUCCCUUAAAGCAAGCAGGCUCUGCUUUUCUCCCUCCUCGCCGCUCAUCCCUGGCUUAGCGAGCUGAAAAACUUUGCUGCUAUUUAGCGAGCUGAGUGAGGAGGAGAGAGGGACAGAGAGCCUGCUUGCUUUAAAGGAACCAACCGGACAGGAGCCGCUUACACUCGUGAGCGAAGGAAGGGGAACCAUGGAUCCUCUGCUCACGACUGCAGCAGAUCCCCCCCGCCACCCGUAGGCAUUCCCUCCAUAACACGCACAGACAUUUCCCCUUACUUUCUAGGAGGAAAAAAGUGAGUGUUAUGGUGCAAAAAAUACGGUAAUUAAGCAGGCGGCCAUACUGACCUUGAGCUACCAGCCACAAGGAGAUAGCACAGGUGCGCUCAGCCCAUUAUCUCAUCCUCAUUAGUGAGAGCCGAAUUUCUUCUAUUCCUCUGAUGCUCACGGCUGGAAUAAAUCAAACUUUAGUUGUGAUGUGGCCUAAGCAAAAGACAGGCUUUUCUUCACGGGGCAGGGGGAUUAUUAUUUUUUUAACCUUCUAACUAUUGGAUUCUGGUGUUUAUAAUAAUACACCCAGAGCCUGGAGUAAUUCUAAACAGUUAAAAUUAUAUUCCUUGCAUCAGUACAGAACUCAAACUAUGUGGACUCUUCUGAUAAUUGAAUUACACACCUGAGACAGAGUAUCUGCCCUGAAACCUCUGGCUAUAGGACGGAAUAUAAAUUCAAUUAAUAAUAAUAAUAAUAAUGCAGUAUGUUUCAGAUAGCUUCUACGAAACACAAUGGGUUUCACUUGAAAUCCCUCUGGAGAUUGCAAACUUUAUCCACACAUGCAGGCAAAAAGUGAUUCAGCCUGAUGCCAUUUUCAGGCAAAGGAGUACAGCUGAGCUGAUCAGGAGCUUGUACUGUAAUUUCAAUUUUGGCCUCCAGGAGGUGAAAUAGAUUCAGGAGACAUUUACCCUCAUUUAGCUAGCUUGGGGUGGGGUCAGGCAAGACUUUGGCUUCCCUUCUCCUUCAGGCCUGAGACUUCCCCACCUUCCUGAAGGUUUGAGACCAGCAACUCAAGAGUUUAGUUCUCUCCUCAGUGUACAUUGUGAGGAGAAUGCAGGAAGUGUCUAAGAGUAUGUACAGUAAUUGCUUCUUUAUCCUGCUGCUUUCUGCUUUGACUUAAGCGCGGCUUUCCUUUCCUUUGUGUUGGGGUAGGUUACGGAAUUCUACUUUUAGUAUGCUCCGUUUAAUCUAGGCACUUUGUUGCUUUGUUGGAAGAAGGGGUCUGUGUGUCGUGCCUCUGUUAGCUGUCUUCUUUCCCUCACAGCCUUCUUGACAAAUAACAUUUCGCCUCAGCAAAACCUCACUGGUACUGAGUACUGUAAAUGGGGUCUAGGCAGCUCCGCCUUCUUUCCCCACUUAACAGAGAUGUAAGGCAGAGCUUCCAAUGUCAGAAUUUCCUUAUCCCUCCCUCUAGUACUGUACGUACUUUGCCAAACUGGUGCCCUCCAUCUGCUUUGGACUACAACUCCCAUCAGCCCCAACCGGUGUGCUGCUCUCCUAUUUUUCUCUCAUCCCACCACCGCUGUCUCUGGGGAAUGAUUGUUUCAGACUUGUAAGUAUAAGUUUGACAGUUUUACUAGCCUCAGAGGAAACCCUUGUGGCAAUCUGCAAACUUACUAUUUGAGGGAAAUCUUUAAUAGCUUGCUCUGAGUAGCUCUUUAAAACGAGGCAAAACACAUCCAUAAUACAAUACUGUUUGUCCCUCAGGGCUUUAGGGCCUACACCUUUCUAGCUUUUAGUCUUUUAGUGGGAAGAUUGCAUUUUGUGAAUUUUCUGGCUUAUCUUAUUCCCCGCCCCACAUGGCAUUCCAUGCUGUUUAAUUUACGUCAUAACCAUUUCUGAGUUCUGUUAAUAAAUGUAAAAUAGAAGAGUUGUGCAGUUCAUAACAAUGGCCACUGGAUGACAGCAUAAUAUUUAGGACAAGCCAAUGCUAUACAGUAUUCUCCUGUGGAGAACUGUAAUUUGAUCACAUUUUGUCAAAAAUGCCUCUUAUUGCUGAGGAAGAAAAUAUAAGAAAGAGAAAGCAAGAAUUGCUUCUCCAAACUUGUUUUUAAUAUCUUCCUUGAUUCCCAGGAGAGGACUCCUGUGAAAAUGCUCUCUGAAUGAUAUUAGCAAGAAAUCUGCAUUCUAGUAAUCUCUAGAAGUUUGUAAAACUAGAAAUCAUCUUCCUAGAAUUAUGCAGUUGCUUUGCUAGUGACCUCAAAUAAUGGAGGAAGCUGAUAUUGCAAAAUGGGCUGAAGAACAGAAAUGGUAUUCUAUGUAUGUCCAAUAUAUUUCAAAUACGUAUAAAGUGUAAUUGUAACAAACCCAUGUUUGAAAACAUGUGCAUAAUCUGGUACAAUUGUUAGAGAACCAGGUUUGGCUGACUAGAUUGGAAACCUGGUUUUCUCUGUGUAAUGUAUAAAAUAACCCUUAUCACUGAUAACCAAUUAAUAAAAAGUAUUUGCUUUUAUUUUAUUUCAAAAAAAUUAUAUGCCACUUACUAGUACAAAAGACCUCUAAAAGGUUUACAAGACAAUAUGAAAUGUUAAUUUUAAAUAGCAAUAAAGUAUUAAAAUCAAUUUUCAUAAACAUUUUAAGAGAUAAAAUCAUUAGUGUUAAACUGUAAAAAAAGGUAAACAGAAAAGAAAAAAGUUAGGUAGAAAUAUAAUGGACACAAUCCAAUGGUGAAAUGAGGAAAAAAAUGCUAGUUGGAAUCUGCUUCUGAGAACUGAGCCAACAGCAGCAGGUGAUUCAGGAGAAUCUGGCAACUGCCAUUGUAAAUGAUGUUAUCUGGUGCCUUGUAUUUUCAGUAGAAGAGGAAUUGAUGAUCUGUGACACAGGUUUGUUUAUUUUAAUUUUAAAAACUGAUUAACACGUUCUGCUAAAAAAGCACUUGAGCAGAGUGCAGAGACAUGUGACUCUUUGGCUAAAAGCCAGGAAAGCAGCAGCAAUGGAUAGCUUCAAGCUCCUCUUUAAGACUCAUGAAGGAUGGCACAUAUUGUAAACAAAAAUGCCAUAAAUAUGGCUCUCCUAAUGCCGAAUCCAAGGAAGGAUCCCAUGGCAAACCGCAUAGAUAGAUAGAGGGAGAUUUCCCCUCCCUCUCCUUCUUGGAAACUUGACAAAUAUACUUCUUUUCUCUGGGAGGAAUAGGCAACAUAGCUCUGCCUAGUGCUUGCUGUUUUAUUACAAAUCAAGCCUGAGCUUAAGGGACUGUAUCUGUAAAAAAAUAAAAUGAAAUAGCAGUUUAUUGUGGUAAAAGACACCCACAUAAAUUCAAAAUUAAAACUUUAGUGUCCAUAAUACAAAGAAAAUACAAACGCAUUUCUUAAAAAUUUAACAGAAAUUGGAGCUAUUCAAAGAGAAGUUGAUUAUGAUAUAAUCUGAACAGAACAAUUUUUCAAUUACUCUCUUAGAUGCAUUGCACUGCAGCAUCCUUCUGCAACCGUUGUGAUUCAGAGAGUUAACAACCAAAGUCGACAGGAAAAGUUGUGAUGAAAACAAUAAUUGGUUCCUGCGUUUGGCCAAUCCCUAAAUUGCAAUUCAGUGUUUGCUUAGAAAUCAACAUUAAAUGUCAUUAAUGUAAAUCGUUUCACAUUCUUCCAUCCUGAACAUUUUCCUUGUGGACCCUUCUAGUCUUGCUGGACAGAAGUUCCGUGCUUUUCAGUCUGAAAGCAACAGAUCGUUGUUCAGUGAUCAGAAGGGAGGGAAAGGGUGUCUGAUGUCCAUUUCCUCCUUUAUAUGCCAAUUAGGAGCUUAAGCCACUUGCAGUAAAAUUCUAUACAUGUCUGUUGAGAAGUAAGAACCAUUAGUUUAAUGGGGGGUUACUCCCAGAUAAGUGAAUAUAGGGUUGCAACCUUAAUUUGUUAGAAAAAGAACGUGGUGCAGGAGUGCUGGAUGCCCUCACCCUGCAUAGUAUCCUAUGCUUAGGUGGGAAAUUAAUUAAUGGAACCUGGUUUCUGUUUGUGGAUUUCAUUGGAUUAGGAUUCUAAACUUAAACUUUUUUUUCACUGUUCUACAAAAAAGUAUGAAAUAUCAAACUCUUUCUUUCUCACAGUGUCAGUGCAAAAGUGCUGAAUUUUGUUCUCAAAUUCCAGGUAAGUACUUGCUACAUUUCAACAUUAUAGUCUGAAAUUUCUGUUGGCUGUUUAUAAUCUGGGCAACCUGCAGGCCAAACUAGCAUAGAAAACAUGUAAACAGGAUGAAUGUGGAUUUAACACGUUCAUUUGUUUAACGUUAGCAAUUAGGACUGCAAUGCAUGGGCGUAAUCAGGAUUUUUGUUGGGGGGUGUCAGGGCUUUUGUGUGGGUGAGGGCUUUGUUGGGAGGGGCAGAACCUCAGUUUGGUUAUUUUUUGCUUUUUAUUGAUUUUUAUUUAUUGGAGGGCAGCUGCCCCCCCCCCCCGCCCCCCUGGCUAUGCCCAUGCUGUGAUGUGAAAUUACACUAUUCCCUAUUGGAGUGUGAGUUGUGGUAAACUGUUAGGCAGUCAGCAAUGUUAAUUACUUUUAAACUAACUAGGGUUUCCGCUUAAUCCAGUAUCUGAAAUUAUGGUUGGAAACUGGUUUCAGAUCUUCAGUUGAAUAGGCGCUUUGAUUAGCUCUAAUCAUGGGUAAUGUUGUUGCAGUUAUUGCAGUUAAUGGUAGUUAAAUCUGGCAGAAGGAAUUUCUGCUCCAGAAGGGCUUGCUCCACAUUGCUUAAGCAUAGUUUCAUCUGCACCACUCAGACUAUCCAUCUAUAUUCAAAUAUACAAAAUACAGUAUACUAAAGCAAAGUAGAUUAAUAAAUAGAUUAGUAAUAUGAAAUUUCAAGUAAUUUUACAGUAUUUGACUGCUUAUUACUGUCUGGAAUCCACGGAAUAGCUUCCUGUGAUUGAAAUCCAUAUAUCCCAUAUCUAGUAAAAAGGUAAAGGUAAAGGUACCCCUGCCCGUACUGGCCAGUCAUGUCCGACUCUAGGGUUGUGCGCUCAUCUCACUCUAUAGGCCGGGAGCCAGCGCUGUCCGCAGACACUUCCGGGUCACGUGGCCAGCGUGACAAGCUGCAUCUGGCGAGCCAGCGCAGCACACGGAACGCCGUUUACCUUCCUGCUAGUAAGCGGUCCCUAUUUAUCUACUUGCACCCGGGGGUGCUUUCAAACUGCUAGGUUGGCAGGCGCUGGGACCGAGCGAUGGGAGCGCACCCCGCCGCAGGGAUUCGUACCGCCGACCUUUCGAUCGGCAAGUCCUAGGCGCUGAGGCUUUUACCCACAGCGCCACCCGCGUCCCCUCCAUAUCUAGUACAGCUGAACAAAUUCCAGAUAUUUGCUUUUGUUAAUAUGGUUAAUUUGGUCAUAAUUGUUUCACUAAUUGUUUGUAAGGAAAGUAACUAUAUUACACAGUAUAAUUCUUGGGUAUGCUUAUAAUGUGCAGUGUGUUUUUCACGCCAUAUUCUAGGGAGUGAGGAGCUGAACCUACUCGCUGUUUUUCCAUGAACACUUUUACCAGUGCCAAAAACCUCCCUUUUUGAUUUGCAUGCCUUGUGAAAAUGUUAAUAUUGAUGUAAAUUGCACUUUCGUCUCCUCAGUGAUGUCAUUAUGCAGUUUUAUCUAAUUAGUUUUGUUUCAUUGUGACAUCACCAUGGUCAGGAUCAUCAUAUCAGUAAAACAGGAAAGAGGAAGCAGCCUAGGAAAAAAAUAUACCUACCAAAGAAGUAGCAACCCAGUGAAACAGUAAUGGUGACUGAACAGUUUGAAAAAAGCUAAAUAUGGGCGAUAUAUAAAGUAUUUUUGAAGAGAAAAUCAUACCCCACAGGAUUACUACUUUUAAUCCAAAACCUGAAAGUAGAUCUCAUACAGUACAGCCAUUAUUGUUUGUGACCAUUUCCCAGUACAGUACCUCAGUGCAUUUCAGUAUUGCCAAAGUAUGACUAUAUGCAGUCCCUUCUUGAACGUAGCCCUCGUUACAAAAAAAAAGAAACUUUAAAAAUAUACAUUUGACCUUGAUGUGGAUUAAAAACUUCUACAUUACCUUAAAACCACUUUCUUUACAGCUACAUGAUGGGAUUGAUGUCCAAAAAUGUUCCUAAUUCAAUACAUAAUCUCCUUUAUUAUCUCAUCACAGCAUUUUAUGUAGCUGGUUUUUCAUGUAGCUGGACAAAUUCAUGGGGACAAGGCUAUCAAUGACCACUAGUCAUGAUGACUGCAUACUACCUCAACUGUCAGAGUUAGUAUGCUUCAGAAUACCAGUUCCUGGGAAUUACAGGUGGCCUGUUGUCUAGCUUGCAAGCUUCCAAUAGACAUCUGUUUUUGGCCACUAUGAGAACAUGAUGCUGGACUAGAUUGGACAUUGGCUUGAUCCAGCUUGUUUGUGUUGCAUUCCUAUGUCCCUGUGAUUCUGUCAGUGGUAUCUGACAUAUCCGAGUAGUUAAUUCUUGGAUUGGCAUUGUACUGGCUCCAGAUGAUCAGUAAGGCAUGAUUGUCUUGCAUUCAGAGAAAGGGGAAAGGAGUCUGUAAAUGUUGGGCCAUCCCUGAAGUACAGAACCACAAAUAUUUCAGAGAAGAUUCUCUCUAAAAAAAUUAUUUCAAAAUUUUGACGUUUCAAAUGGUUUGAUUUCUAAUGCUAGCAUGACUGUGCCACCAGGACUAUGAUAUUGAUACUGUUCACCUGUUGAUCUCAAGAUUUGAGAUCUAUUUCUAUUAUUCUCAUGAACUGCCACCUCCGCCAUAUCUGCUCCAGAGGGUUAGGGUACCCUUUGGAAUGGGUGGCAUAAGGGACUGCAAAACCAGAGGAAAUAAAUGAAAAUACCCUAUUCCUCCACUGGAUCAGUCAUCAACCCUGUGAUUGGCUGUGUUGUUUUCAGUUAACUUUUUCACCAUCAGCCACGCAUCAAUGCAGGUAUAGCUUGAGUUAUUCUCUUAUUUGGCAGCCCUCUUAUUUGACUAGAACAGAGCUAUCCUAAAAUUAGCAAUGGCAUUAUAUGGGUAGCAUUUGAAAAUAUUUUAGGAUGAAUGGCAUUUAUUUUCAAUAUAUUCUUUAGUAUUUAAUAAAUAUCUCUUAGAUAAAAUGAAAUUGCAGCAUGAGACAUACAGGCAGCAACCAUUUUUGGCGUGUCCGAUAUGUGUAUGACUGCACACAUGUGCAUCACGCUGAACCUGAAAGUGACCUGAAAAUGGCACAAGAACAUUACAAAAAGAGGUGGAACGGGGUGUCUGCAGGCUUUUUCAAUGGUGUUUCAAAUAUACAUGAUUUCAUUAAAACGCGUGGUGCCUUGGAGCAUAACCCCUGCGUAAACUGGGUUUGCUUCACUUAUGUGCAUGGGUAUAACCACCUACAUUUUAUCUUCCCAGUAGUUUCUUGUGUCUGUACUGAUCCUGAAAUUAUGUUUAAGCAAUCUGGACUAGCAGACUUGAAGUGAGAAUGGAUUCUAAAUGAAUAGGGUUUGAUUUCCUUUUCAAAAAUAGUUUCCAGUAUAUAUUAGCAAUAUAUAAAUACGCUCUGGCAUUUUAAAUGAGGAAGAACUAGGUACUGGUGCAUCUGUUCUAGGUAGAGAAUGCAGAAGUGUGUUUUGUCACACAACAUAAUAAUGAAAUAAUAUUUGUAUGUCUGGGCCAAAUUAUGCUCAGAAUGCAGGAUGUGAGCUUUUGAAUUGCAACUCUCCAGGCUUGUUGUUCAACGAAAAGUUAUGAACAGAAAAGCAGAUGUUUUUGUGACAUUUUUAUGAUAGGGAACUGUGCUGUGCUUGGAUUAUUCUACAGGGGUAAAUUUUAGGAGAAAUCAGAGUGUAAUUCAAUUUCAUGUUCAUUAGCAAGGCCAUCAACAGGCAGUUUGUGGUCCGUGGCAAAUAAGAGAGGGUGGCACUACUGCACUGAACAGCUAUCACUGCCCAUAUGGCAGUGUAGCACAGCGUAAAGCUAUUAUGCAUUAUAGAAAUGGGUAAUGGUGAGGUGAGACAGUAAAAUCCAUAGAAAAACCUGUUAUUUUACCCUACUGCCUUCUUAAUGUCUCUUCGUCUAACAUAUGGCUGAUUUCAUUUGUUGAAACCUGAAACUGGAGGGUAUUUUUUUAAAAGCCGAAAAUGGUAGCUCAGUAUCAUUAUUUCUAGUUACCAACUGUGUUGUGGUAAGUGUGCACACCAUGGGCAAAUACACUUGUGUAAUGCCACUUUCCACUAUUGAGGGGUGGGUGGAGUAAAACACAAGAAAAUAAGAAGAGCCUGUUGGAUCAGGCCAGUGGCCAAAUAGAUGCCUGUGGGAAACCCACAAGCAGGGCCCGAAUACAAGAGCAUUCUCCCUUCCUGAGGUUUCCAGCAAGUAGUAUAAUCUCUCUUCAAAUUAAUACUUGCAGGCAAGGUGUUAG
This is a messenger RNA of Podarcis lilfordi (Lilford's wall lizard), 9908 nucleotides long. NCBI's taxonomy places the organism in Eukaryota, Metazoa, Chordata, Lepidosauria, Squamata, Lacertidae. The record is from the annotation of a GenBank genome assembly.